Molecule: messenger RNA, 855 nt
Organism: Arctia plantaginis
Lineage: Eukaryota; Metazoa; Arthropoda; Insecta; Lepidoptera; Erebidae
Source: the annotation of a GenBank genome assembly
AUGAAUUUUAGCAUGUCGGAAAUAAACAAGCAAAACAACCUUUCUGAUAGAAACGGAACAGCACACUACGGCGAAGACAGUGUGGGGUCCUUCCCGUACUUUGAGUAUAAUGUUCCUCGGAACGUGACCACAGUGGUUGGACAGACCGCUUUUCUACAUUGUAGGGUUGAACAACUAGGGGACAAAGCCGUAUCAUGGAUCAGGAAACGAGAUCUCCAUAUAUUAACUGCCGGAAUUCUUACUUAUACAUCAGAUCAGAGAUUUCAGGUGAUUAGGCCAGAGAAAUCAGAAAAUUGGACGCUACAAAUAAAAUUCCCACAGGAAAGAGACGCUGGAAUUUACGAAUGCCAAGUCAAUACCGAACCCAAAAUGUCUCUGGCUUUCCAACUGAAUGUAGUCGAAGCGAAGGCUCACAUUUUGGGUCCCUUAGACCUGUAUGUGAAGACUGGUAGCUCGUUAUCGCUGACGUGCAUAUUGAGCCAGGGCCCGCAUGACUUAGGCACCAUAUUUUGGUAUAAGGGACACAAUAUAAUAGAGUAUAAGGAACUAGAUGAAGACAACACUCUGUUUGAUGAACCGCGUCUGAGACUGAAGACGGAGUGGACGGAGCAGCUGACGUCACGACUGACUAUAGACAAGCUGCUGCCAGGUGACAGCGGAAACUACAGCUGCGUACCAACUAUGGCUGAAGCAUCGUCUGUUAACGUGCAUGUCAUCAAUGGAGAACAUCCGGCAGCGAUGCAACAUGGGAAUGCAAAUACAGCAUCGCCGUGCGCCCUUUCAGUCAAUCUUCUCAUCUCAUUGUACUGCACUCUUGCUACUUUAUAUACAAGCACAGUGGAUGGAUUCAGAUGA